Cladocopium goreaui is the source of this 1207-nucleotide messenger RNA. NCBI's taxonomy places the organism in Eukaryota, Dinophyceae, Suessiales, Symbiodiniaceae. The record is from the annotation of a GenBank genome assembly.
GCCAUCACCAAAUCCACUCCCCAUGGCUGACUUCGCCAGUUGCUCGGCGGAAGAGCUGCAGCAACUGGCGGCCACGUUGAGCGACGCAGAGCGGCAGACCUUGCGCGAAGCACUGCGGCUGCUGGAGGCCGAAGAGAAGGAACAAGUGACCCUGGCAGAGACUGUAGCACUGUGUUUGAAAGAGGAAUUCAUCGUGGAGUCGGAGGUGCGACAGGUGUUCCUCAACGGUGAUCGGCUGUUCAAUGCCCAGGCUGGACAGGAGGAGGUGAGAGAACAGCUGGGAGCUUUGGAAUAUUUGGAGUUGGCUGAAGCGAAAGUUGGAGCUCAUGGACUGGCAACCCUGGCCCAGUUUGCCAAAUGGACGGAUCAAAAUUUCCCGGGCUUUGUGAAGAUGUGGGGUUGUGUGGUGGAGAAUCGUGACGUGCCAGUGAAAGAAAGCAAGGUCAUCGGAGUGAUGUAUACAAAAACGGGUGACACUUUAGAAUCCCAUCUUCUGAAACAGGAGGUUCGCAAUGAUCACAGGAUGUAUUUGGCCAUGACGGCGUUUCAAGCAUGGAAGCACUCUCUCUACACGACCCCAUGUCUCUCGGUGUUUACCAUGGAAAAUCUGGUGGUCAUCGCAGAUGCGGAAGCCCCUGGGGGCUACCGAACUCAGAUCCGGAUCCAGUUCCCCAGUGUGAAGUACCAAGAAACCAUGUGUACUGAGACAUUGGACACCAAUGUUUUGCAGCUGGCAGAUGUGCUCUGGUUUGCAUGUCACUGCGACAGCAGCAAACUUACCGAGAUGCCUCGGGUGGAGAAACCUAUUGAUGGGGAGAAGGUUUUGAAAUUUUCCUGCAGAGAUUUUUUGAAGGCGCUCUAUGAACUGAAAAGCAAGUGUCAGACCUCAGCCGAAAAGAUCGUGGUGAAGAUGAUGCGUGAAUAUGGUACUGUGAAAGAAGCCCUUGAUUUUGACUGAUGUUGGAAUGUUUCACCCCAGGUUUCACAGAUUCAGGUUUCACGAUGUUUCACGAUGUUUCACGGAUUUCGGUCCAAAAAGCAUGUUCAGCUGGGAUCACAGUAUGUUUGAGUAGUUUGAGGGGCAAAGUGGAGGUAUUCUCCAGAUGACAUUGUUGGACUGUCAAGUGGCAUGGUCAAUUCUGACUUUGACUGGUCUCAUGAGAACGAGUCUCCAGCAGCCACAUAUCACGACAAAACUUCAUGGUCG